UAGAGAGCACUUCCCUCUUGGGACUUACUUCUUCUGAUUUACGGGACAGGUUAUAAGACUUGAUCUUCAAAUGCUGAGAUUAGUUAUUUGCAAAAUGGGUGUUUUGUGACCAGCCUCGUCCUUUACAACAGUUAUUUUGUGACUCGUGCUUGCUCCAAUGGAUCGCACCGCACAGAAUCCUGCAAUAAUGACAAGAGAAAAAUCCCAGAAGACGAAUCCCGGAAUUCGAGCACGCGUCACAAAACUACAUACUGUACGUUGGAAGGCUCCACCUGAGUUCCAUUUUUUUUUUCCUUAGCGGCGUUGGAAACGCGUCCGUUGCACGUGGGCCGUCACGCAGGCCCUUUCACAAAGCGAGACCACAGAGGCUGCCUGUGUUAUUAGGAGCAUGUACAGGUAGGGCCGGUGGUCUUCUUAGCGACGAUCCCGGCCUCGUUGCCAGUCUUGUUUCGUAGUCUCUUGGGUCCCUGGCCGGUUAUCACAGCGGGAGUUCUCGCGGGGUGGGAAAAAUAGCCGUCGUAACUUCUGCUCUCUCCUCGUUGCCGGGUUGUUUGAACAGCCUCUGGCAGAGCUGCUGGCCCGGCAAAUUAUAUUCCCGCGACGUCCCAGCGCCAAGCGCAACACACCGGUUGCGAGGGAGGGCAACUUCUAGGAUCGAAAGGGGCCGAGCGGGAUUCUUUGGCGGGGCGGAAAAAGCUCGGACACUUUUGUUUCUGUUGCCAGGCGCUACGCCUGCUGAGUUGAGUUUCCCGACGAGGUUUGUUCAGUUGGUACGGGCUCCCUCCUCCGGUCCAACUAAAUCCCAUGUGCGGGCCUGGAGUUUUUUUGUAUGUUGUUUUGUUGCGGUGGAAGAGUUGCUGGCUUACUUCUUGAACUUGUGGCGUUGGUCGGUAGUUAGGCCGUCUAACUCGGUUGGCUUGCUGCAGGAUUACGUACGUUCGAGACUCCGUUCUUUUGAACCGGCUGCUCCUCUCUCUGUUUGCCCGACACAACAGGAUGGCAAGUAAACAACUAGAUCCUGAGGGAGAAAAUGAAGAGGAAGAAGGAUCUGAGGCAGAUCUCCACACACAAUAUUCAGACAGCAGCUAUGUAUCUGAAAGCCCAGAAAUGUGUGGUGGUGGUGGCGGCGGUGGUCAUCCUACUCCUGAGGAUGAAAAUCGAGCAUCCGUUUACUCCAUGAAAAGCCAAGAACUUGAUUUUGACCAUCUGGUUACCUGCACAUUCUCGGUUUCAUUGGCUGUCCCACUUACUCUUCCAAUAACUAAACCUUGGCAGUCUUCUAAACCAGAGAUACAAAGAUCUGGAUCUAAAGCAAAAGAAGGAUUUAUUCCAAAAAUGCAUCGUUUUUAUCAUAUGGAGUAUUUUCUUCUACCAGAUGAUAUUGAACCUCGAAAAUUAGAUUUGGUAUUGUUUGGUCCAGUGGCUAAAUUAUUUCUGGAUACAGAAUCUAAGCCAGGGACUCCAAAAGACAAUGAACGAAGCAGAUUUAAAAAGCCACCCACGCUCAAUAUUUCAGUAGUAAAACCAUGGCUUGAAAAUGACCAGAUAUGGGUUUCAUGGAACCACAGCAUUGAAAUUAAUAUUACCAAUGAGUUUCUAAUAAAAUUAAGAGAACACAGCAUAAAAUUAAGGUUAUGGGAUACCAAGGAAAAGGUUUGUUCAAAAGCCAGAUUUUGUAAACUAAAGAGUAAUGUACCACUAUCAGAUCAAGGAGAAUUUGAAGGUAAUGUCAAGAAUAUGGUUUUGUAUCAGAGAGAAUUCUUACAACGUAAUGAAGCCAAACCCAGUAUCACAAAAGUUAAACCACUAGCACCCUUUGUGCGAAAACAGACAGAUGCUUUGUCAGCUGUGAGCAAGCGCAUGGAAAAUGAACCCAAAGCUAGUGAUCAAAAAUACUCUCGGAAAUUUAGUUUUCCACAGCCUCUUGUAAAAUCUGAUGAUUCGAACCGUUCACUGAGCACACUCAGUUUUUCUGGGAGUAUAGAGUCUUCUUUUAAAGAAAAAACCAUUCAGGAGGGUAAAACGAUAAAACAGAAACACCGUGCAUCACUGUCAAUAAAAACCAAUGGAGGUAAAUCGCCAAUUUCUUCAGACAGAAAGGAAAGAGUGUCUAUAGCUUUUCUUCACUCAGAAAAGAGGAGGCCAUCGCAAAAAGGUAAUGUUUUCAGUGCUGACAAGAAAUCAAAACAAGCUGCUCAGAGGUCAGCUGGUAAAGAAGCCGCUGCCUUGGCAGCCCAGGCAAGGAAGUUUGGAAUAGCAGUUUUGCGCCUGGACCUCAUGCCUCUUCUAGCAGGUGAAUGCUAUAUAGUCAGUCGAUGGGAAGAGAAUUCCCCCAAACUUAAUGAAGCAUACUUAGGUUUUGCUAUAGACAAACCUAUUAUGAGCGAGAAACACAAACAUGACUUAAAUCCACUGAUUAUUAAGAUUAAGUCUGCAAAAUGUCUACCAAAUACUCCCGUUCCAAUUGAAGAGUUGCAGAGAACCUGCACUCCUGUUUACUGCAAAUACACUUUCUACAAUAUGUGUCCCCAUUAUACACAAGGUCGAGAUCAUGGAACUGAUGUCUUCUUUAAAGAUAUCAAUGUGAUUCUUGUAGGAGCAAUAGACCCUGGAAAAUUCAGUGAAUACCUAAGAGGUCCAGACUUAGAAAUUGAAGUUCAUGACCGAGACAAGAAAAUGGAAGAUCUCAAGAUGACGCCAUCUUUGUUUGGAGAAGAACCAGGAGACAGCAAGCUAAGUGACAUAAGCUAUGUCACUUCGAGAUACAUGGUCCAGAAUUCCAUUACAGCCAAAGAAAAUAUUUGUAGCCUGUAUGGAGUAACUAAAAUCAACUUGAGCAAUUUAUUGCUAGGGGAAAAGACCUUGAAUUUCUGUGCACCAAUUCACAACAGCUCAGUUCAAGAUACAUCUCUAUUCCAUGGACAAAACACCAGUCCAGGGGCUAAGAAAACAGAUGACUCUCAGGUUGUUCAAUUUCCAAAUGGGAAUUAUGUAAAUGCUGAGUCAUACCUUAAAGUGAGAGUUGAAAUAAGUGUACCAUUAGGUCCUGCAGAGGAAGAGGGCGCUGCUGCUGCUGCAUAUUGUCCAUAUGGCUGCAUCAUUUAUCUUUUUGAUUAUAAUAAUACAUCAUUCUUACACUAUUUGAUGCAGGAGAUUACAGAAAUUAAUGCAGAGGCUUUCCUACUUGAUUCCUAUCCCAUAGAUACAACUCAAAAAUCUCUUAAUACUUUGAAACUGAAUCACAAACUUUCCUUAGAAGAGAUUUCUCUGCUAGAUAUUAUUACUGGGUUUCACAUAAUUGACGGGUCCAUUCACCUUCUGGUCCUGGAAGGUUUCAGAAAUAAAGCACUUAAGAGGAUGUGGAAUAAAAAAAUUGAUAGGGUGCAGGAAACAGAACAUGGGAGAUUACAGAUAUUCUAUAAUUCAAACCUGUCUUUUCACAAGCGGCUGUAUAUAGAUCUUGAAGCUAUCCUGCUUCACAUCCGUCUCUGCAAGCCACUGUCGAGCAUCAUGAAACAACCUUUGUUAUAUAUCAGGGAUAUGGUUCCUCAGCCGUGUUUUGAAGCUCUUUCCAGACUUGAUUACAUCUGCCACAGUAAGAAGCUAAGGGAAGUGAUCCAUUACAAUCUCUUGCCUUCAGCAGAAAUGAUUACAAUGUUGAGUCAGGAGUUUGGGGUUCCCUUGACUAAAGCUGAUAUGUAUGCAAGGGAGCCCCCAGAGAUCUUGGAAUCAUUCAAUAAAAUGCAAAAGGAUCCAAGCAUGAGGCAGUAUGGGUGUUCUCACUUGGAUAACCACAACAAGAAGUAUGUACUGAGAAAAAAAGAACAAGAGAGCCAGGCACCACGUAAUUAUAUCCAGUCCAAUAUUGAAUAUGUGAAUUUCCUCAAUGAGAUAUUUGAAAGAGAGAUCCCGAGAACUAUCAGAGCUUUCCCUUUUGGUGAAAAUGCUAUCUUUAACUAUAGUUGUCAGGCAUUAAAUUCAGCAGAAAUUGCAAAGAAGCUACUUCGACAAGAAAUGGCAAAGAUGCCAGGAAAAAGAUUUGCUUAUAAUGAAUAUCUGUCAGGUAUGUUUGACCCAGUGGAUGAGGACAGCAUAUUAAAAGAAUGUAUUCAACUGUCAAAGAAAUUGUGGUUGUAUCCUGGAGGGUUUGCAAAUCCUGGAUUUAAGAGCAGCGCAGACUCCAACAAACAUCCCCGUAGGCCUGAUGAGGCACGAGUGAUAGAAUUAAGAGAGAAAUGGCAGGAGAAUUUUUUCAAUGCUAGUUUUAUGAAGCCAGUUCUGGAUCGGGAUAGAUGGAGAUGGGACAAACGGUAUGCUGAUUUUGAGCUUUACCAAAAGCCUGUAGUCCAAAACCCGGUUCCUGACCCUUGUAGAGAAGAGCCUAAGAUACAAGCGUCCUUUAAUACUGGGCUGAAAGUUCAUCGGUGCUGCCCAGCAACAGAGCUUAUUUCUAGUGGACCCAAAGCCAGCUGUCAAGUUGCUCGCCUUCAGGGUCUCCUGAAGGAUAAACCAGUCAAGUUAGCUCUAAAGAUGCAGUCUCUUCCAGUUCUGGGAGUUUUAGGUAACAUGGAAGAGUGCAGUCCCUGUAAAGGAUUUGUUCCUGGUGCUGACAUUCACCGCAGCUUGAUGUCAAGCCACAAUAUUCCAUGCUAUGACAGGGCACACGAUGUAUUUAAAACUCUGAAAGGAGCAGAUUUCAGACUGAUUUGUCAGAAUCGUUCAUAUCAUUACAAGAGGUACCCCACACAGGAUUAAUUUUUGAAGAAACACAUCUCAGCAAAACAGAGAAUGAAGUGCCUAUUGCCUCACAGCUGAACAACUCCAUGACUGAAAUUUGAAAGAUUAAUAGAAGAGUUUUUUUAUUAGUUGCCUGUACAAUAAUCAGAAUCUAAUAAUAAAUUCAAACCUUCUGAAAAAAA
Molecule: messenger RNA, 4919 nt
Organism: Crotalus tigris (Tiger rattlesnake)
Lineage: Eukaryota; Metazoa; Chordata; Lepidosauria; Squamata; Viperidae
Gene: CFAP92
Product: cilia and flagella associated protein 92 (putative)
Exons: 20
Coding region: 997-4755 (1252 amino acids)
Source: RefSeq, a predicted model, not a curated record